CUGUAAUUGCACCCAGCACCGUGUUCCUCCUGGGCGGGCAGAGGCCACAGACUUUGCCCCUUCCUCCCGCAACCAGCACCACAACGUUGGGUCAGCGUCUUCAGUCCGAAGAGGGUGGAAACGGGCUCGGCUGCUAGGAUGAAGAUUGAAUUCGCUCCUCUCCACAUCCCGUGGGAGAGACGGCUUCAGACGGCUUCCGUGCUUCAAUGGUUCUUCUGUUUUUUUUGCAUGGCUCAGUGCUCCAUCGCCCUCUUCAUCCUCCUCCUCUUCACACGCUUCUGGCUGAUCAGCGCCCUCUAUGCUGUCUGGUGGGCGUUGGACUGGGACACCCCGAGCAAAGGUGGGCGGCGCUCCCACCGGAUGCAGAAUUCGGUCGUCUGGCGAUACAUGAAAGAUUAUUUCCCGGUCUCGCUGGUGAAGACGGCAGAUUUGGAUCCAUCCAAGAACUACGUCUUCGGCUGUCAUCCUCACGGCAUCUUCCCGGCUGGUGGCUUCAUUAAUUUCGGCACCGAAGCCACCGCCUUUUCCAAACACUUCCCAGGUCUGAAGCCUCACCUGAUGAUGUUGAGUAUGUUGUUUCGAGUCCCCUUUUUCCGGGAUUACGUGAUGAGUUUAGGUUUUAUUUCCUCGGACAAGGAAUCUGUUUCCUACGUCUUGAGAAAGAAGGAAGGUGGGAAUAUCGUAAUGAUAGUUGUGGGAGGGGCCAAGGAAACCCUACACGCCCGUCCCGGAGCUUACACCCUGGUGUUAGAGAACCGCAAGGGCUUCGUUCGGCUGGCCAUAGAGAACGGCACGCCAAUCGUCCCCGUGUUCUCUUUCGGAGAGAAUGAGCUGUAUGAUCAGGUUGAAAACCCCAAAGGACCCUGGGUGAGGUGGACACAAGACUGUUUGCAGAAGAUCAUGGGAUUCUCCCUGCCUCUCUUCUACGCCAGAGGGAUCUUCCAGUACACCUUUGGGUUUAUUCCAUACCGGAAGCCACUCUUCACCGUGGUGGGAAAACCCAUUCAGGUGGGGAAGAAGCACAAUCCCAGCCAAGACGAAGUUGAUGAGCUCCAUAAGAGAUACCUGGAGGCGCUCUGCAUGCUGUUUGAGGAGCAUAAAUUGAAGUACAACGUGCCAGAAGACACGCAUCUCUCUUUCGUAUGAGACACGAAAAACCACAAACUUUGGCACCAACGACAAAGAUCUGAAAACAUCGAAGCCGCAAGAGACAAGCGACUCUUCCAUGGAGAUAUAUUCCUUUUGGGGCCAAUGGACAAAUCGAUGGAAAAAAUAAAACCUCACAGGUUGAAACGAGGGUCUUUGGUGCUCUCUGAGCUUGGUGGUUUUCUUGCAAAUAUUUCAUUACCCAACUAGGGAACAUCGUCAGUGCUAAUAGUGGGUGGGGCUGAUGAUAUUACCUAGUUUGGCAAUGAAACGUCUGGAAGAAAACCACUAAGCUUUCAAAGCACCAAGCAACCCACAAUUUAACCCUGAGCUAUAGAUAUUCUCGUCUAUCAGUUACCAAAUUAUCCCAAUGCACACAUAACAACACUAGACCCAGCAUGAGUAACAAGGUUAUUGUAACCAGAGCUGAUAAGGAUUUGGUGUGCUGGAGAACGGGAGGGGAAGCCCGUGCUUCAAGCUAAUUGGGGAAUGUGAUUUAUGACGGCUAAUUGGAGGAGGGAAUUGUGCUUGGAUACUAUGUGCUCAGGGGAGGGGAAUUUAGGUUUUGGCUUCGAUUAUUUUAGCGCCGAUGCUAUGCUAUUCAAAAUAAAGAUUUGUUAAGGUAAACAA
Crotalus tigris (Tiger rattlesnake) is the source of this 1776-nucleotide messenger RNA. Its product is annotated as 2-acylglycerol O-acyltransferase 2-A-like. Gene Ontology annotation, molecular function: 2-acylglycerol O-acyltransferase activity; diacylglycerol O-acyltransferase activity. NCBI's taxonomy places the organism in Eukaryota, Metazoa, Chordata, Lepidosauria, Squamata, Viperidae. The transcript is spliced from 6 exons. Gene Ontology annotation, biological process: triglyceride biosynthetic process; diacylglycerol biosynthetic process. The coding region runs from base 139 to 1146 and encodes 335 amino acids. Gene Ontology annotation, cellular component: endoplasmic reticulum membrane. The record is from RefSeq and is a predicted model, not a curated record.